AUAGUAUAGUUGUUAUCAAAAUCGGGAAUUCUGUGUUGUGUACCCGUCCCCGAUGUCCAACUUUACAAGUCGUAACAAGUAACAACUAGUUACUAGUGAGUUCGAGGUACCUAUAAUGCCUUUUGAUCGAAAAUGUAAUUAAAACGAAAUAUAAAAAUAAAAAAAUUGUUACGUUUACCAAUAAAUCAUAAUAUUUCACCUUACCAUGGACUCGAAUUCACAAUCAAGCAGGGUUAUUCGAGAAGAUAAAAUUCGAGUGGAUAAACUGCAUGCUAAAAAAAUUAACGGAGCAACUGAUGAAGAUGACGUUGCCCUAGAUCAUACAUUAACAAUAAAACCACCACAAGCUAGAGUGCACAAGUCGAGGCAUAAAGUAACAAGUCACCACAAACACUCAAAAGAUCCAACAAAAAAACAUCAUUCCAGACAUCUUGAAAAACGAAAGCACAGACAUACUCGAGAGGAAGAAUUUGCCCUGAGAAACAAGAGGUCAAAAAAGGAAGAUGAUUAUUACAAAGUAGAAUCUAGAGGUGAAAAUGGUGAUUGGGAUCGAUAUAAAAAAAGGAGCGGUUAUAGUCACGAUAAACAUUCUAAACAUGAAAAGCCGCACAGAGAUGAAAUGCUUAAGGAAAAUGAUUUGAGAAAUCUUUUACAAAAAAAAAAGAUGGAGAAAGAGGAACGGUAUCGUACAACAGAUUACAAACAUAAAAAAAAAGAACCGGUUGAUAUUGAUUCUAGAGAUUCUAAUGUAAAAUUAAAAAAACGAGAAGAUGAAGAAGAAAGAGAUAGUCGUAGAUCUCACCGAGAAAGAGAUCAGUAUAUUGAACAAUACUACAAAACAUUGGAUAGACCUCAAAUAACAAUGGGACAAGGGCCUGAUAUGGUGCCUGAUUUGGUAGUGUUAUCAAAUGAUUCAUCUUCAUCUGGUUCUGAAAAUGAAAAUGAGGAUCACGAAGAUGAUAAUAAUAAAGUUAAGACUGAAGAAAACUCCCUAACUCCACCACUAAUUCAAGAUAAAUCAGAAGGAGAAGCAUCUGAAGGUUCUGGUCAAGAUUCUGGUGAUGAUACAGACAGUUCUGGUUCAACAAGUUCAUCCUCUAAAAGUUCCCAAUCUAGUGAAAAAUCUGACGAUAAGUCUAGUAGCAGUAACUCAGUGAAAGAAGAAUCAAAAUCACCAGAAGUAGAUACUGAAAUUCAAAUGGAUAUAACAUUAGAAAAAAACUCAUCUCCACCUUUGUUACCCAAAGAAUAUCUACCAGCUCUACAAGGAUGUCGAAGUGUAGAAGAAUUUCAAUGUUUAAAUAGAAUUGAAGAAGGGACAUAUGGCGUGGUUUACCGAGCCAAAGAGAAGCAAACUGAUGAAAUUGUGGCAUUGAAACGUUUGAAAAUGGAAAAAGAAAAAGAAGGAUUUCCUAUCACUUCACUGAGAGAAAUCAGUACACUUUUAAAAUCACAACACCCAAAUAUUGUGACUGUGAGAGAAAUUGUUGUAGGCAGUAAUAUGGAUAAGAUUUUUAUAGUCAUGGAUUAUGUUGAACAUGACAUGAAAUCAUUAAUGGAAACAAUGAGGCAAAAAAAACAAUCAUUUACAGCCGCUGAAGUAAAAUGUUUAAUGCAACAACUUUUAAUGGCUGUUGAACAUUUACAUGAUAACUGGAUAUUACAUAGAGAUUUGAAGACGUCUAAUUUGCUUUUAAGUCAUAAAGGUGUUCUGAAAGUUGGUGAUUUCGGUUUAGCUCGAGAAUAUGGUUCUCCAUUAAAAGCUUAUACGCCAGUUGUUGUCACACUGUGGUAUCGUUCGCCCGAACUUCUGUUGGGUGCUAAGGAAUAUUCGACACCAAUUGAUAUUUGGUCUGUAGGUUGCAUAUUUGCUGAGUUUCUUUUAAUGGAACCACUGUUCACUGGUAAAUCUGAGUAUGACCAGCUGAAAAAAAUUUUUACUACCUUUGGUACACCUAACGAAAAAGUGUGGCCUGGAUAUUCAAGUUUGUCACUGGUUACAAAAGCUUCAAUGCCUGAUUGUCCCCCAGCUAAUUUUAAAGGAAGGUUUACAAAAGAAGGUAUUCUAACAGAUAUUGGCUAUGAUCUACUUAGAAAAAUGCUUACUUAUAACCCGAGUGCUCGUGUCACAGCUGAAGAUGCACUUCAACAAAAAUACUUCUCUGAAUUGCCAUUAGCUGUAGACCCAGCAAUGUUCCCGACAUGGCCAGCCAAGAGUGAAGGGGGUGCAAGAAAAGUAGCAGCAGCCAGUCCAAAACCACCAUCUGGAGGUAGGGAUUACAAACAGCUUAAAGAAGAUGAAGGAUUUCACAUAAAUAAUUUGGCAAGAGCAACUGCAGUGCCAGCUUUUAGUCUUAAAUUUUAA
Molecule: messenger RNA, 2365 nt
Organism: Myzus persicae (green peach aphid)
Lineage: Eukaryota; Metazoa; Arthropoda; Insecta; Hemiptera; Aphididae
Gene: Pitslre
Product: cyclin-dependent kinase 11B
Exons: 13
Coding region: 206-2365 (719 amino acids)
Biological process (GO): protein phosphorylation; regulation of mitotic cell cycle
Cellular component (GO): nucleus
Molecular function (GO): ATP binding; cyclin-dependent protein serine/threonine kinase activity
Source: RefSeq, a predicted model, not a curated record